AUGCCGCUAACGCACGCCCAUCCCGGGCCCCCUUCGCCAUCAUCAUCCUUCCCCGCCGCCGACCACACCGCCGCCACCACCGCCGCCGACCACACCGCCGCCACCACCGCCGCCGCCGCUGCCGCCGCUCCAUCUCCACCCGUACCAUCCUCCCCACCACCACUUUCUCCCUCAGCCCCCUCCCCCCUCGAAGCCCUCCCCACCGAACUCCUCACCCGCAUCGCCCUCACCCUCCCCACCCUCCGCGACCUCAAAUCGCUCCGCCUCUGCUCGCGCCGCUGCGCCGACGCAACGAGUUAUGCCUUCGGCACGCGCGGCCUCUCGGCCGUCCAGUUCUUCUUCUUCCGCCGCAGCCUGCGGCGGCUGGCCGCGCUGAGCCGCGACGAGAAGUGGAGCCGCUUCGUGCGCGAGGUGCGCAUCGCGAAAAGCUUCGUGCCGUGGCGCAAGAGCCACCAGGCCCCCGCGGGCAGGGAGUGGGGGCGGGAGAGGGAGGUGCAGGUGCAGAGGGGGAUGCAUAGGGGUGGGUUGGGGGCGGGCGGGGAGGAGGGGAGGGAGGAUGCGGUUGUGGUGGAGUUUGGGGUCAUGGAGGGGGUGAGGUGCGUGAUGGUGGAGAUUAGGACGGGGAGAGCAGAAGACGCCCAACACCACCGCUGCCUCCCCCACCUCUUCGCCCACUGCCCCGGCCUCGACACUAUCCACUACGACUCCCUCUACAUCGACCAGCACAAACCCAUGUCCGCCUACAUCUGGGUCCCUCCUCCACCCCCUCUCUUCUCCUCCUCCUCCUCCUCCUCCUCCUCCUCCUCCUCGCCCUCCUCCCUCCGCCGCCUCCGCUUCACCCGCUCCAUCUUCUGGCACGCCUCCGCCCUCGCCGACUUCGUCCGCGCCUACGCCCCCGUCCUGACCGCCGUCCACGUCAGCCAGCUGUGCGCCACGCCCGACUGGUCCGUCUUCCUGCUGAUGCUGCGCGACGAGUGUCCGUUGCUGGAAGACGUCGUCUUCGAGGGGAACGUGUGUCGGUUCAGGGAGGUCGAGGUCGUGUGGGCGGAUGGGGUUGUGGAUAGGGGGGAGAGUGUGGGGAGGGUGGUGAAGGAAAAGGGAGUAAGGGAGGCGUUGGGGGAGAUGGUGGGGGGGUUGAGGUUGGGGAAGGAUGUUAUGUGA
Lasiodiplodia theobromae is the source of this 1161-nucleotide messenger RNA. Its product is annotated as Wd40 repeat-like protein. The transcript is spliced from 2 exons. The record is from RefSeq and is a predicted model, not a curated record. Lineage: Eukaryota; Fungi; Ascomycota; Dothideomycetes; Botryosphaeriales; Botryosphaeriaceae. The coding region runs from base 1 to 1161 and encodes 386 amino acids.